CGACGCCGGUGCUGAACAGUAUAAUUCCCAUUUGCUGCGAGUUCGCGCGCGGGAGAUCUCAGUGGCUGUCCUUUGGCGGUCUUGUUAUUAUAAUUCGAUCGCAGGUCCGUGUUGUUCCAGAAUAAGCGUGAGAACACCCGGAACGAUAAGGAGCGGCGCACGGGAAGCGAGAAAACGCGCAUUCUCUCGUCCGGCAUUAUUGUGGAUCUGGCAUUGGCAAAACUCGGUGCGACUGACGGAAACGGCAAAGGCGUAAAAACGACUGGAUUCUUUCCGCCGAUCUGAUCUCUCUGGCGAAUCGCUUAGGCAAGAUGGCGGAACUGCAGGGCACCCCGGGGGCACAGGACGCCCUGGCUGUGGCGCAGCUCGAGCUCGAGGGGAAUCCGAAUGCCUUGGCGCUGCGUAGACCGUUCGAUCCGGUGGCGCAUGAUCUCGAUGCAUCCUUCCGUCUGACGCGUUUCGCCGAUCUAAAAGGAUGAGGGUGUAAAGUCCCUCAGGAGAUUCUUGGGAAGCUCCUUGAGGGACUACAGGCCGAUGACGCGUCCGCACAGGAUCAUGAGCAUGCCCACUUUAUGCACAUGGCGAUUCCCCGUAUCGGCAUUGGCAUGGAUUCCUCUGUAACACCAGUACGACAUGGCGGGCUAAGUCUGGUGCAAACCACAGAUUUCUUUUAUCCGCUAGUCGACGAUCCUUAUAUGAUGGGUAAAAUCGCUUGCGCAAAUGUCCUCAGUGAUUUAUAUGCGAUGGGUGUCACGGACUGCGACAACAUGCUGAUGCUAUUGGGAGUUAGCACAAAAAUGACGGAGAAAGAGCGUGACGUUGUUGUGCCAUUGAUUAUGAGAGGAUUCAAGGAUUCUGCUUUAGAAGCAGGUACUACAGUGACUGGUGGUCAGACGGUUGUUAAUCCUUGGUGUACUAUAGGUGGUGUUGCUACUACUGUUUGCCAACCAAAUGAAUAUAUCGUACCAGAUAAUGCUGUUGUGGGAGAUGUUCUGGUCUUAACAAAGCCUCUCGGUACGCAAGUCGCCGUCAAUGCACAUCAAUGGCUUGAUCAGCCUGACCGUUGGAAUAGAAUCAAGCUUGUGGUUAGUGAGGAGGAUGUGAGGAAAGGUUAUCAACGUGCAAUGGAUAGUAUGGCCAGGUUGAAUAGGACAGCUGCUAGAUUGAUGCACAAAUAUAAUGCGCAUGGAGCCACAGACGUUACUGGCUUUGGCCUUUUAGGACAUGCUCAGAAUCUAGCUAAACAUCAAAAGAAUGAAGUUUCCUUUGUUAUCCAUAAUCUGCCUGUUAUCUCCAAAAUGGCAGCAGUGGCAAAGGCAUGCGGCAAUAUGUUCCAGCUGUUGCAGGGCCAUUCAGCUGAGACAAGUGGCGGUUUGCUUAUCUGCCUUCCUCGAGAGCAGGCUGCAGCAUAUUGUAAAGAUAUCGAGAAGCAGGAAGGCUAUCAGGCGUGGAUUAUUGGCAUUGUGGAAAAGGGACUUCGCACGGCUAGAAUAAUCGAUAAGCCGCGAGUGAUCGAAGUUCCUGCUAAAGAGAAGGACGGCGAGCUUUGGUAAAAAAAGUAAUGAUAUACUAAUAGUAAUAAAAAAGCCCAGAGAGACAUUUAUAUGCCUCCUCGAUUACACCUAUGUUUAUAUACUUGGAAAGUAGCACGCAUUCAACGAGCGCUUUUAUAUAUAUGUACCUUAUGUAUGAAAAGAAUUAUUUUAGUAUCUACACUGAUAAAAAGAAAUUACAUUUUUUAAUCACUAUUAACGUUCUGAUUAUCAAAUCACGAAAAGUAAAAACUAAUCUAUUACAUUACAUAAAUUGUUUAACGAUUAAUUCAUUGCAUGGCUUAUGUGGAAUAACUUUUUGUGAUUUAAUAAUCGAUUAAUAGCAACAUUGCGAUACCAUGUCAAUAUUUUUUUCAAAGUAGACUUUUUAUUCGUAUUAUACAAAAAGGUAUACUAUUUUUUUUCUCUUUUUUUUUGUUUUCUUUCCGUAUAUUUUUUACUCUAUUUAAAACCAAUUGCAAGUUUAAAGAUUUUGUUCAAAAUAUGUAAAAACCGAAAAUAUGUUUAAUAUUUGUAAGAUUAAAUUAAAGUAAUGCAUUUUAAGUUCUUAGAUUAAGAAGCUUCAAAAAUUGCACCCGAAUAAAUACAACAAUGAAUAUGCUGAAGUUGCGCUCGCGGUGUUAUGAUGUUUGAAAAAGAUAUCGAGACUAUCGCUGAUGAUUAAUAGCAAUCUAUAAAGUAUAUUUUACAAGUUACAAAAACUGACAAAACUUAUAAAUUUGAGUAGUAUACAUUAUCGGAGCAAACUCUGAACAAUUGUAAAUUAAUUCUAACAAAUACGGUGAUUAAAACAAAAUACUGUCGCAUAAGUAGUGUAUACACAGUGACAGACUUACAAUAUCCAAUUGGUGAUUCAAUAUUUGAAUGGAAUACAAACACAAAUAUGGAGUCCAAAAGAAUAAAGGCCUUCUAAUUGUCUCUCAUAUACAUACGCUUUGAAUAAUUCUCAAAAAAAAAUGUUAAGCACAGGUCCUAAUGUUGUAUUACUUUUUCAAUACUUUUUAAAUAAAAAAACUACUUUGUCAAUAAAA
Nylanderia fulva is the source of this 2584-nucleotide messenger RNA. RefSeq names its product inactive selenide, water dikinase (gene Sps1). The record is from RefSeq and is a predicted model, not a curated record. Gene Ontology annotation, cellular component: cytoplasm. NCBI's taxonomy places the organism in Eukaryota, Metazoa, Arthropoda, Insecta, Hymenoptera, Formicidae. Gene Ontology annotation, biological process: L-selenocysteine biosynthetic process. Gene Ontology annotation, molecular function: selenide, water dikinase activity; ATP binding.